AUCAGAGUAAGUCGUCAGGCAACGAUCAUAGUGACAAUAAAACGAAGAGUUCAGAAUGUCCACAAUCGUACAAAAAGGACAAGUAAGUAUAAGAAGUACUGAUCAUCUCAAUGGCUGACAAUGUGCGUAUUGUUUAGUGGGGAGCUUAGCUACCAAGAAUACACCCGGGACCCGGGAGAGAUACACCUCUGUGGAGUACAGCAAGUCGUCAUUACUACCAUUCGCGCAACUGAUCUCACUCUUGGUCUCCGACGGAUCCCCGCUGGCUUCCAUGUGGUGGUCAAGGUUGACGGUGCUGAAUAUCGGACGAGUAAUAAAUCUAUACAUGUAGACCAGUCUGUGGUCGAAUGGCAUGAGCACAUUCUUUUGCCAUGCGAGUCAUCUUCUAAAGUUUGGGUCAGCGUGUAUGCCUCAUUUGAAUUGAAUCCCAUACUCUGUCACGGAGAAUGCCUCCGCACAUUCGAGAUUUCCGUCGGAGAAUUACUGGAUCGCAGCGAAAAAUUGCAUCCCAUAAUCUUCCAGCCAAAGCAGGAGGAAAUCGUAUCUGCUUGUACUUCGGUGUUCAUGACAGCGGAGCAGCGACUUUCCGAUCAAAAUGUCGCCCCAGUUCUUUGCUCCCUUACUAUCCUUACAUCUCGCGAUAUGAAUGCGUUAGCACUAAGGACGGAUGCUGGAUAUCGUCUUCUCGCACGACACCGCAGGACGCAGAACAGAAGGGAUCUCGACCAAUCCAUAAAGCACUUUGAACGUGCCUCGGAUCUCUGCCCUGUGGACCAUCCCUACCGCCCUGCAGCACUGUUUAAUCUAGCCACCGCCAAGUUUGCUAGUUUCCAAGCUAACGGAACAUGCCUCGACCUCGACAUACCUAACUCUCUUUUUCAAGACGCACUUGAUUUGCGUCCCAUUGGUCAUCCAGACCGACCCAUCACCCAACUUCGUCGUGCAAUUUUUCUGUUGUUUCUCUUUGCAAAACGGGGAUUUCAAUCGGAUGCCGAUGCGGCUAAAGAGUUACUGAGCGAAAUCCUCAAUGUCUGCCAUGGCAAUAGCCACAUUUACAAAGCAGCCCUGAUUGUAAUCGAAAAAUUCGCUCUACAUCCUACUGGAAGCAUUGAUGAAAAUGAUCUUGGGCAGGAGUGGCCCGCAUCAUCCAUGCUUCCGUUAUCGCUGAAUCAUCUUUUUGAUCGAGCAGAGCGAUGUUUGCAUAGGGAUGAACCUCGUGCCUUAGAUGAAGUUAUAUGGCUUCAUUAUGAUGCACUGAGAUACUACAACACUAGGCAUCCUUGCCGGGGGAAAUUGCUAGGUAAUCUGGCUGUAAUACUACAAACUCGCUUCGAGCGUCGAUGUAAUGAGAAGGACUUGGAUCAGGCUAUAGCACUCCAGACGGAAGCGCUGGCUCUGUGGCCGGUCGAUCACAUAGAUCGAUGCGGGUCAUUGAAUAACCUUGCGAAUCAACUAUCCACCCGCUUUCGCCACCGAGGCGACGACGAAGACUUAGAUCAGGCCAUCGCGCUUCAGACGGAAGCGCUGUAUUUGCGCCCAGCCGGUCAUGCAGAUCGAUCCUUGUCAUUAAAUAACCUUUCCACUCAACUCUCCACCCGCUUUGACCACCGAGGCGACGACGAAGACUUGGAUCAGGCUAUCGCACUUCAGACGGAAGCGCUGUAUUUGCGGCCGGUCAGUCACGCAGAUCGUUCCUUGUCAUUAAAUAACCUUGCGACUCAACUCUCAACUCGCUUCGAUCACCGAGGCGACGAUGAAGACUUAGAUCAGGCCAUCGCGCUUCACAGGGAAGCGCUGGCUCUGUGCCCAGUCGGUCACACAGAUCGGUCCAGGUCAUUGAAUAACCUUGCGACUCAACUCUCUAGCCGCUUUCGUCACCGAGGCGACGGUAAAGACUUGGAUCAGGCUAUCGCACUUCAGACGGAGGCGCUGUAUUUGCGCCCGGUCGGUCAUGCAGAUCGGUCCUUGUCAUUGAAUAACCUUGCGAAUCAACUAUCCACCCGCUUUGACCACCGAAGCAACGAUGGAGACUUGGAUCGUGCUAUUGCACUUCAUGAGGAAGCACUGGCUCUGUGCCCAGUCGGUCACACGGAUCGAUCUAGGUCAUUAGAUAACCUUGCGAUUCAACUUUCCACCCGCUUUCGUUACCGAGGCAACAACGAAGACCUGGAUCAGGCUAUCGCACUCCACAGAGAAGCACUGACCUUGCGCCCGGACGGUCACACAGAUCGGUUCAGGUCAUUAAAUAACCUUGCGACUCAACUUUCCACCCGCUUUGACCACCGAGGCAAUGACGAAGACUUAGAUGAGGCCAUCGCGCUUCACGAGGAUGCGCUAGCUCUGUGCCCGGUCGGUCACACAGAUCGGUCCUUGUCAUUGAAUAACCUUGCAAUUCGAGUUUCCACUCGCUUUCGCCAUCGAGGCGACGACGGAGACUUAGAUCAGGCUAUCGCACUUCACCGAGAAGCACUGGCUUUGCGCCCGGUCGGUCACACAGAUCGGUCCAGGACAUUAAACAACCUUGCGACUCAACUCUCCACCCGCUUUGACCACCGAGGCAAUAACGAAGACUUAGAUCAUGCCAUCAGUCUUUACAGAGAAACGUUGGCUCUGUGCCCGGUCGGUCACACAGAUCGGUCCAAGUCAUUAAAUAACCUUGCGACUCAACUCUCCACCCGCUUUCGCCGCCGAAGAAACGACGAUGACUUAGAUGAGGCUACCGCGCUUCAUGAGGAUGCGCUAGCUCUGUGCCCGGUCGGUCACACAGAUCGGUCCAAGUCAUUAAAUAACCUUGCGAAUCAACUCUCUACCCGUUUUCGCCACCGAGGCAACGACGAAGAUUUGGAUCAGGCUAUCGCACUUGAUAGAGAAGCACUGGCUUUGCGUCCGGUCGGUCACACAGAUCGGUGCGGGUCAUUAAAUAACCUUGCGCAUAAACUCUCCACCCGCUUCAGGCACCAACACAACAGAGAGGACCUCAACGAGUCGCGAGAGAACCUACGUUAUGCAUUGACUCUGUUGAAUCAGCAUGAUCCUCGUCAGACAGUUGUUCAUGCUUUGCUGGCUAGGGUUUAUCUGUUGUUCCAUCAUUCAGGGCUUGACGCUGCUGGCGCGGGCGAGGAUACGGAUAGUUUGAAUGUUGCCAUGCAUCAUAUCAAAGCAGCAGCAAAUGUUGUCUCUGGAGGUUUACUUUCCCGCCUGCGAGCAAGUCUAUUCUGGGUCCGCCAUUCUGAUAAGCACGGACAUGGUACUCAGCUGGAGGCCUAUGCGACUGCCAUGCAACUUCUGGACGCUUAUAUGUCCACAACAGCUUCAGUAUCGUCUCGUCAUAUGGCCAUGAAGAACUUCCCACGUACACUUGCUGUGGAUGCUGCAUCAUGUGCUAUUUGUAGUGGUGACGUGUGUCGUGCUGUUGAGUUGUUGGAGCAAGGCAGGACUGUCAUAUGGACCCAGAUGACGCGACUCCGCACCUCUCUUGACAUCCUCCAGACUCGUGGUGAUCAUGCAGUGGCCCUAAUGAAGAAAUUCAGAGACCUCAGCUCUCUCCUCGAUAAACCUCCUGCGGAUCAUGCAGAAGCAACCCCAAGAGUCGAUAUAGAAGCAGAGGAAACCCGGUACAGGCGUCUAGUGCAGGACUGGAAUGGAACUGUAGAAGAGAUCCGGAAGAUCGAGGGCUUCUCUCGCUUCCUCCUUCCACCCAUAUUCUCCGAUCUUCAAGAUGCAGCUCGUGAUGGACCUAUUGUCGUGCUCAUCGCAAGCAAGUCGUCCUGUAACGCCAUUAUCAUCACGCACAAGCAACCUCCAACUAGCAUGCAACUUUCUACCGAUUUGCAAAAACUCACCAAAUUGGUACUCGCUUUCCGAGUGGCAGUUGAAAAAGAGGUCGGUCCCAAAGGGAACCAAACAGCGCUGAUAAAAGCUUUGAGAGAGUUGUGGGACCUCGUCGUCGGCCCAGUCGUCGAGAAUCUAGGCGGAUUUGCACGACCAGGUUCCCGAAUAUGGUGGUGCCCGACGUCUGUCUUCAAUUUCUUGCCGUUGCAUGCUGCUGGCGAGUACAAGCAAAAGGGAAAAUCCCUUUCGCAGCAGUAUAUCUCUUCAUACACGCCAUCGCUCACCGCGCUGAUAAAGGCCCGCGGAAGUCAUGAGAAGUCCUUGUCGGUGCCCUUCGUUGCCAUUGGUCAGGAUCGCCCAAAUGGUGUCUCGUUCACUUUGGAUGCUGUGGAGUCUGAGCUGGAGUUAGUGCGGAGACUUUUGCCCCCUCUCCCUACUGCUUCCUUCUCCAAGAUCACCAGUAUUGAUGCCACGAAAUCGAGAGUACUACGUGCGUUGCGGGACAAUACUUGGUUCCAUCUCGCAUGUCACGGGACACAGAGAUUUGACGAACCCUUCGAGUCAGCCUUUCUUAUGCGCGACCAACGGCUUUCGCUUCUCGAUAUUACACAAAUGGAUCUGUCUCGGCAUCAAUUUGCAUUUCUUUCUGCCUGUGAAACUGCACCUAGCGGCUGGUUUGCAAUUCGCCGGGGUUAACAGCGUCAUUGGGACAUUAUGGAAGGUCAACGAUAAUACUGUGGAGCGCUUAGUUAAGGCAUUCUACAGAAAUUUUUGUGGGGAUGGCCCAAUGAACUCCAAACGAGCUGCCUGGGCGCUGCACCGCGCAGUCCAGUCAUUGGCUCAUGACACGGACAUGCCCUUGGACCAACGCAUCGUGUUUAUACAUAUUGGCAUAUGAUAAAUUCCGUGCGUCCU
Messenger RNA from Suillus bovinus, 4746 nucleotides. RefSeq names its product CHAT domain-containing protein. The transcript is spliced from 6 exons. Lineage: Eukaryota; Fungi; Basidiomycota; Agaricomycetes; Boletales; Suillaceae. Gene Ontology annotation, molecular function: protein binding. The coding region runs from base 121 to 4527 and encodes 1468 amino acids. The record is from RefSeq and is a predicted model, not a curated record.